Mercenaria mercenaria is the source of this 6188-nucleotide messenger RNA. RefSeq lists its product as uncharacterized. Gene Ontology annotation, molecular function: guanyl-nucleotide exchange factor activity. The transcript is spliced from 15 exons. The coding region runs from base 124 to 5358 and encodes 1744 amino acids. The record is from RefSeq and is a predicted model, not a curated record. Lineage: Eukaryota; Metazoa; Mollusca; Bivalvia; Venerida; Veneridae.
AGAAAAAUAUUCAGGGAAAUAUAUACAUUCUGGUGGACUGUUAGUUCUUAAAAGACUGACUGUAAUUAAAUUUGUUUAUUUGCCGACUUUUUGCAUAUCUGGAAUAGAGACGUUGAGAAAAUUAUGGGGAAAACCUUUGCAGGGAGUAAUAAAAAUACUAGCAGUAAACAAAGGAAUGGUGAUGUUCUUAAUUCUGCUAAUUUGAGUUCUUGGGAGAAAAGAUUAAACUCUAGGUUAAAUAAUGAUCAGGAUAAAAGAAAUAAACGAGAAAAAGGUUAUUUUUCAUCAGGCAAGUGGGACAGAAAUAAGGAAAUUAAGACGAAACAUGAAAAAUGUGAGCAUGGUAGUUGCCAUAGGUUUAUAAAUAAUAAUUCUUAUGAAGUUUGGUGUAUUUGUAGACUCGUGAAGCCCUGUGAACAGUGUGAGGAAAAUUCUGCUGACGCUGAAAGAGACAAAACACCAACACCAGGUGAUACAGGAGAUUUUGACGAUUCAGACGCAUCAACUGCUACUCCAAAAUCGUCAACAAAAGAUAUUGGUGAAGAUUCAGCAGACGGACAUGUAGACAUUCGUAACAGCGAGGCUAAAAUCUACAAAACUGCCAAUGGUGUGAAAGAGGAAAGAAAAUUUACGAGCAGUGCCAAAUCUGAUGUAAAAUUCUCCAGAAAUAAUUGUGCACUUGGAGAACGGGAGAUCAGUGAAAUUAAUGAAACAGCUGGUAUAAACCUGCAGGAGCUGUUUUCGAAAUUAGAUGAAUUAAACAACAAGGAAGAAGCGAAUGGAUUUGAAUACAAACAGGGAUUACAUAUAGCAGAUACACCACCUGGGUCUCCAACUUCAAGCAUGGAUUCAGCUUCAACAUGCUCCUUUGACCAUUUUGACUUUGAUACCAGUUUUUGCUCCCUGAAAAGUACAGAUACAAUGGAACCUGGGGACCUUGCUGAUCAGUUAUCUUUGGUACAACAGAUGGUUAUGGAGAUGAAGACAGGCUUCGCGCAUGCCAUGGAAGAACUGUCCAAGAUACAGUACGGCGACCAGACACUACAACAACAACUAAUUGACAGCAAGAAACACUGCAGUGAGGAGAUUGUGGAGAUGAAACAAGUCGUAGAAGAACUCAAAACUGAAGUUCAGAAACUGAGUGGCCGUCUGGAGGAGGUAUCAGAUACACAGAGAAGCUUGCAGGAGAAACUAGAUACCUACCAAUCAGAUAAAGACAUGCUUCUAGAGGAGCUAGAGCAAUGUGGAGCUAUAAAUGACCAGAUCAGACUGAGACUUUCUGGUGGUUCACUGAAGGAAAACAACAAUGUCAUUCCACCUGAUGUAGCUCCAAUGGUUCACCCUUACCUGAACAGCUUACAGAAUCAUCACAGAGGUGGGGAUGGUUAUAACUCGGACUCCUCCCUGACGGCUGCUGUAUCAAGGAGUUUGAACCUGACACAAGCGUUAGGAGAGAAAUGUCUCAACCUUGACAUUUCUACAGCAUCUAGUGAUGAUGAAGACAACAGCAGACAUUCUAGGAGUGACAGUGGACAUCGUGCAAUGAAAAGACACAGCAGUUUUCAAUAUGAAGAAACUAACAGACACAGUCAAAAAGUGCCACCACAUCAGCAGGUUCUCGGCGAAGUUCACAGAGAAGAAGCUGCUAGAGAUAUAGCAGAUGUAGAACGAGAGUACUGUUCACAGUUAUGGGCCUUGUUAGAGGAUUACAUGAACCCGCUGCGGGAUAGCGAGAUCCUCGGGCGUAGAGAAUUACACCUGCUCUUCCCAUCUUACAUUCCACACAUAUACGAGCAGCAUUGUAUCAUACUGAGAAAGAUAGAAGAACGAAUGAAGAAAUGGAAGAAUACCGGUGUUAUCGGAGACAUAUUUGCCAAGUUCACAGAAUCCCAAGAUGGAGAUGGUUUGUUGCUGUACAAAGAUUUCAUCAAUGACUUUCCAACCAUCAUCAACUCCAUGAAUAAAUGGUUCACUCAUUCCCCACACUUCAGAGAACUUAUGCAGAGUCAAUGUUUGGCCAAUGCACCAGUGUUACCUCUGUUGUUAGCACCCUUACAACAAGUACCAAAAUAUUCUAUACUGUUAAAGACAUUACUGAAGCACACGCCAGCAGACCACCCAGACAGGUAUUACCUGGAAUCAUCUCUGACCCGACUUAAACAGUUCCUGAACAGUAUGAAUGAUGACCUUGAACAUGCCAUGCAAGCUAUAAACAUCAGUAGUCAACUGGUUAACAGAUCCCGGGACACGGGUCACUCUGCAAGGUCAAAGUCAAGUGCUAGUAGCGGAGAAGCGAACCAUAUCUCGCGAGAUUCAGGUGUUCACUCUAAUGAAGAAGAGCGAGCAAAAUCUCCAAUGUCUCCAAACACAACACGCAGAUAUUUGCUGCAAGUUUUACGAGAGAAAAGGGAACAAGGAAUCCAUGGACAUGCAAGACAUGAUGGUCAUCCUUCUACACCUCGAGGUCGUAAGCAGUCUGGUUAUGGUAGUCAUCCAGAUCUAUCCCAUCAGCCACCAGGUGUCCAAGAUGGCCGAAUGUCACCGUAUCUUAACUCUCUACCUCAGUCUAAGAUGUUCUCUUCCCUCUCAAAGCUUCCAUUGCCAAGGGAAAACAGCAAUAGCAGACGGUCAAGGUCACAUAAAACACCAGAUGGUCACCGACCAGUAAUAAACCGUAACUAUCUCCGACCUUUAACCCCACAAGUUCUUCCACAGUCAACAAGUGCUCAUAACUUUGAAAGUGCUAAGCGUCGGGAGGAGUAUGCAGAAAAAAUGAGACAGAGACCUGCGUCUGCUAUGGAAUUUUCUUAUGGGUCACAUGAUCAACAAGAUGAAUUUUUGGAAUUAUUAGCUCAUCAGGCCAGUCUGGCCAUAUCACCUCCACAUUCCAGUUCCAGUGACAGAUCUAGACAAGAAUUACAGUUGUCUCUGCAAAAGUUACUAGCAGAAACAGGCAAUUCAGGGGAACAGUACCUUGAUCAUGGUGCAGCAGACGGUCAUGUUUCCUAUCACAAACAAUUCAUGACAGCGAAAGACAGAAUUCUAAGACAUAAUAUACAGGCUGAAAUGUAUGAGGACACUAAUCAGGAUGAGGAAAAUGCACAAGAAGACUAUGGAAUUUAUGGUGAUGAUGAUGACGAUGAUGAUUACGAAAAUGAUGCUGAUUUUGAUCAUGAUGUUAAGCCCAUGAAGCUUUUGCAAGAUUCUCAUAGACCAAAAAUAAUGGUUCCAAAGUGGCGGCAGAAUGCUUCCCCACAACCUCCGAGUUAUACACGCAGUGUUACUCAUAUCAGCAAACAGCAGACUGGUUCUACAUCUGAGGAAAACUUGGCAGCUUCCUUAGCUCAAAGUUUAUUUGAUGAUAAAAAACAGAGUACCCUUCCAAGAGACAAAAAAUCCAGAACUAAUCCAAAAAAUAUAAAGGAUAAUGCAGCAGACAAAGUGCAAACUAAUGGAAGUCUUAAAAGGAAAGUUCCCAGAGCAGAGUCCCCUAGAAAAUCACCGGCCCGACAGAGUCCAAUUCCAACAGUUGCACAAAGUCUUCCACAUGGAAAAUCAAUGUCUUUUGAUGCUUCACCAAACAGACCAAGUAAUUUAAAUUUAUCUAACACUAACACUCAAGGAAAAACAGGUGUUAGUCAGGGAGGUGUUGUCUCAACCCAAGUCAUUGCACCACAAAGUCCUGCAAGUCCCGAACCAUCUGCUAUGGCAAGACCAAAUUCAUUCACAAAAUUGACUGAUGUAAUAGCUUAUACAGCUGAUUGUCUGGAAAAAGGUGAUACUCAAACUGCUGAAGCAGGAGACAAUAAUUCUGUUAGUAAAGUAAAAUCUGAAAAUGAAACUGAAGGUGUAAAUUCAGGAAAAUUAACAAAAUUGGAUAUUCUAGCAGAUGAGAAUAUGAAAGUGUCGUCUGUUGAUAACUCUGUUACAUCUGCCAGUCAGAAUGGUAAAAAAGCCAGUAAUGAAAGCCAAACAAACUCAAAACUCUCAUUUGCUACUUCACCAGUUGAGCCAAGGGAGAGCACAAGUCCAGUAAAUACUGACAAUGUUGUAUACUAUUUCCAAAACCGCAAUAAAAUUAAUCAGGGUAAUACAGCUGACACAUCCAAUGCCACAAAAUCACGUCUUCCAACUUUUGCCAGUAUGGAAAAAACCUCCACUCCUGUUAAGGAACAAAAACAUUUUCAACCAGUCACAAGUGUGUCUCCAACAACUGAUACAUUCAGUAGUUUCACUGGUACUAAAAAAGAAAGCGGAAGAUUUGUUCGCGGAGAUGAAGUUAAUAGUGAAAAUAAAGUGAAUGAGAAGAAUAAAAAUACAUCUGAAACUGAUGACAAUGAUGUGAAAGAUGAUUCAGAAGGAGCUACAAAGGAAAGAGUGUUAAGAGCUGUGGAUAAACUGAGAUUAAGUUUUGAACGCAAGAAACAAAUAAGUGAAGAAAGAAGACAGUUAAGAACUGAAGUGUCUUCACCUACAAAUGCAAGCAUACAAAAACAGUUUAAUGAAAUAAAUGUUGUAGCAAAGAAAGGCGAAACAAAACCAGUAGUUCUCAGAACAUUUUCCUCCCCAACAAACCAAGUUGUUGUCAAUUCUCCUGUAGAUUCUAAUGAACCAGUGCUAAAUGGUGAACCAGUUGAACAAAAGCAAGGUUUGUAUCGAAAAGCAGGCUCCUCAAAAACACCAUCCAAGUUUCAGUCGGAUUCGUCUGCUUCAGCUAGACAAAUACAGAAACUUGAGAGGGCAACAAGUCCAACAGCAAGAUCUACAAGCCCAACUAUGAGCCCUUAUGAAAAAUUUAAAAGCCAGGUGGAAAAUUCUAAUUUAGCGAAACCUGCAAGAAGAGGAACGAGUCCCCAGAGGAAUUCUGCAGAGGUGUCAUUAAUACCUAAAAGGUCCAAAAGUCCUACAAGAGCCUCUGUGGAGAGAGAGCGGCCUAAAUCAACAAAUGACCUUGGUGCUGCUUUAGCAGCAGAGAGUGAUGGCUCUAGCACACCAAUGAAAAGUGCUAUGAAGGAAACAAAAAUACCAGUACUGAAAAAGUCGGGUGCAGCAUUAUCUAAAUCAUCAGAAGAUGUAUCAAAGAUUAAAAAGAAGUCACAUUUCAAAGACCAAUUAAAGAAUAUUUUUGGAAGGAAAAAGAAGAAAUCGAAAUUGUAUAGUUACAAUGGUUACGACCCUGAUGAGGAAUACAAUAACCAUGUUACCAUAGAAACGGAAGCCUCGUUCCAACUGACCAAUGACGUGAUGAUGUUUCCUCUAACGAAAGAGCGCCGGUCCAACUCCACUUCUCAGAUACUGCAGAGUUACCAGUUCGAAGACGACGAUGACGAUGAUGAAGACCCAAUUAGUGAAGUGUGAAAAAUAAACCUUUAGUGCAGUGUGCAGAUUAUGAUAGCAGAGUAAAAAAUUUGAAAUUGUUGUUACAGAGAUGUAGUCUGCCAUUGUGGUGUAAAAUGCAAAAAUUAGCAUUAUUAAAAUGCCAGUACAAUUUAAAUUGUUCAAAUUUUAAGUGCAGUAAAGAUUAGGAAAUCACAGGUGGAGUGUAAAAUGAAGAAAAUAUUAUGAAAAUGCCAGUACAGUGUAAAUUUCUAACAUUGUUUGUGCGUUAAAAAUGAGAAAAACUGCCAGUUCAGUGUAAAAAGCCAAAAUUGUUUUUGUAAAGAUUAUGAGAAAUUCCCAUACAAUGUAAAUUUCUGAAAUUGUUUGUGCGUUGCAAGGAAAACUGUCAGUAUAAAGAUAAAUGUUAAUGAUAAAAUUCUGAAAGAAAUAUGAAAAUAAUUGUUUGUUUAUGAUAGCAUUGUCUUUUCUGUGUGAAAUGACAACAUGUAGAAGUUCCGAAACAGUGAAAGUGAUGACGAUGAAACAAAAAACAAGAGCACCAGAAAUUAGGCAUUAUACCAUUUAAGUUUAACUUAACACAUUUAUCAUUUUAUAAGAAAAUGCUGAUCUUUCUCUGUCACUAAAUACAUAAGUAUAUUUUUUCAUUUUUUUUUUUCAUCAUAAUAACUUAUUAUCUUGGAAAUUCCAUUUAUUUCGACUGUUGAAACUAUACUGAUUUUCCUGUGUCAUGUAUUGACUUAGUAAUAGCAUUUCAGAAAAUAAAUAUUUAUAACAUUUCUAAAGCCUUAUAGUUUGACCAGUAGCCUUAAUAUAAUUUCAUCGGACUGCUUUACAUACUAGGUUCAGUC